Molecule: messenger RNA, 3547 nt
Organism: Pygocentrus nattereri (red-bellied piranha)
Lineage: Eukaryota; Metazoa; Chordata; Actinopteri; Characiformes; Serrasalmidae
Gene: ddr2b
Product: discoidin domain receptor tyrosine kinase 2b
Exons: 17
Coding region: 52-2652 (866 amino acids)
Biological process (GO): multicellular organism development; cell surface receptor protein tyrosine kinase signaling pathway; protein phosphorylation
Cellular component (GO): signaling receptor complex; membrane
Molecular function (GO): collagen binding; ATP binding; protein tyrosine kinase collagen receptor activity
Source: RefSeq, a predicted model, not a curated record
GCGCUCGUCCACUCAUGGGCAGUUUUGGAGUUCCGCUGAGGAGCCGCGUUCAUGGACUUGGCUAAAGAGUGGCAUAAAAACAGAGGUAACAUGUUCAAGGCACGAUGGCAUAUCCUCUUACUGUUCCUCACUGGAGCAGUGAGGUCACAGGUGAAUCCAGGCGUGUGCAGGUAUCCUCUGGGCAUGACCGGUGGCAAGAUCCAAGAUGAAGACAUUUCUGCCUCCAGUCAGUGGUCAGAGUCAACUGCAGCGAGAUAUGGCAGGCUCGACUUUGAUGACGGUGAUGGAGCUUGGUGCCCAGAUGUCGUGGCAGAGCCGAACAGUCUGAAGGAGUUCCUGCAGAUUGACCUUCGCACGCUGCACUUUGUCACACUAGUGGGCACCCAGGGGCGCCACGCUGAUGGCAUGGGCAAUGAGUUCGCCCAGCGCUACAGGAUAAAGUACAGCCGGGACGGCGGCCACUGGGUCUCCUGGCGCGACCGCAAAGGUGGUCAGAUCAUUGAGGGGAACAAAAACCCCUAUGACGUGGUGCUGAAGGACCUGGAGCCGCCAAUUAUCGCUCGCUUCGUCCGGUUCAUGCCUGUGACUGACCACUCCAUGAUUGUGUGUAUGAGGGUGGAACUUUAUGGAUGUGAAUGGCUAGAUGGUCUCGUGUCCUACAGUGCCCCUGCUGGCCAGGAGAUGACCUUACAUGACCAGCAUAUUUAUCUUAACGACACCGUGUACGAUGGAGCCGUGAGCCAAAGCAUGACGGAAGGCCUCGGUCAGCUGACCGACGGAAGUUGGGGUUUGGAUAACUUCACUCAAAGCCAGAUCUAUGGUGUGUGGCCUGGCUAUGACUAUGUCGGCUGGACCAACGGCAGUUUCCCCAGCGGCUCUGUGGAGAUGACGUUUGUGUUUGACCGUGUCAGGAACUUCACGUCAAUGAAGGUGCACUGCAACAACAUGUACGCAUUAGGGGUGAGAAUAUUCCGGCAAGUCGUUUGCUACUUCCGUUCGGAGUCGGAUUGGGAAGCCAAGCCUGUUUCUUUCAAACCCAUAGACGAUGAUACCAAUACAAGUGCACGUUUUGUCACUGUGGCUCUUGGGAAUCGCAUGGCCAGCGCCAUUAAGUGCCGCUUUGCAUUCAGUGAUGCCUGGAUGAUGUUCAGUGAGGUCGCUUUCCAGUCAGACACGGCAGCAUACAACACCUCUCUAGGUCCUCGGAAGCGUGGCCACCCAACAAGGGUCCAUCCAGGAGAUGACCCCACACACAAGAUCGAUGACAGCAACACACGCAUCCUCAUAGGCUGCUUGGUGGCCAUCAUCGUCAUCCUGCUGGCCAUCAUCAUCAUCAUCCUCUGGCGACAGGUCUGGCAGAAGAUGCUGGAGAAAGCCUCAAGACGCAUGCUGGACGAUGAACUGACGGCGCGUCUUUCGGCCCAUAGGGAAGCCUUCGCCCGUCGCCUCUCCUCCGUCUCCAGUGAAGCCGACUCCACCUCCACGUAUGAGCGGGUCUUCCCUCUAGGAUCUGACUAUCAGGAGCCUUCCCACCCCUUACACAAAUCACCAGAAUUUCAAGCCACGGAGAACCUUGCAGCGAUAGCUUCAUCCUCUGAUGAGUCUCCCGCAGGCCAUGCCGAUGAUGCCCCCCACUACGCAGAGGCAGACAUAGUGAGCCAGCAGCCUGUGAGCAGCCGAGGCUACUCCGUCGCUGUGGUCACCGUGCCACUGCCGCCGGGGAGGGACGGAGCUCUGGAGGAGUUCCCCAGAGAGAAGCUGACAUUUAAGGAGAAGCUUGGAGAAGGGCAGUUUGGAGAGGUCCAUCUGUGUGAGGCCAGAGGAAUGCAGGACUUCAUGAAGGAGGAUGGCGAUGGCAUUGGGGAUGAGCCCAUUCUGGUAGCUGUAAAGACUCUUAGAGAAGAUGCAACUAAAAAUGCAAGAAAUGACUUUUUGAAGGAGAUCAGGAUCAUGUCGAGGUUAAGGGACCCAAACAUCAUCCGCCUGCUGGCCGUUUGUGUGGAGAGUGACCCGCUUUGCAUGAUCACGGAGUACAUGGAGAACGGAGACCUCAACCAGUUCCUCUCUCGCCAUGAGCUUCAGGAUUCUGGAGGAGACCAGAAGAACAUCCCCACCAUCAGUUACAGCACACUGAUCCACAUGGCCACCCAGAUCGCAUCUGGUAUGAAGUAUCUGUCGUCCCUCAACUUCGUGCACCGUGAUCUGGCCACUCGCAACUGUUUGGUAGGGACAAACAACACCAUCAAAAUCGCAGACUUUGGCAUGAGCAGGAAUCUGUAUCGCGGAGAUUAUUACCGCAUCCAGGGCCGAGCUGUGCUGCCCAUCCGCUGGAUGUCCUGGGAGAGCAUUCUGCUGGGUAAGUUCACCAUGGCGAGUGACGUGUGGGCCUUUGGGGUGACUCUGUGGGAGACGCUCACUCUGUGUAAAGAGCAGCCCUACUCAGAUCUCUCAGACGACCAGGUGAUCGAGAACACAGGCGAGUUCUUUCGAGACCAGAACAAGCAGGUCUACCUCCCGCGGCCUGCCUGCUGUCCUGAUGCAGUUCACAGCCUCAUGCACAGCUGCUGGAGGAGGAACGCCAAGGAGAGGCCCAGCUUCCAGCACAUCCACAGCACUCUACUGGAACACCGGGCUGAACUGCACACAGACUGACAGAGAUCUGAGAGAAAAAUGGCUCCCACACCCGCACCGCCUCCUUCAGUGGCUCAGGCGUCCUAAAGCUUUUCAGCCCAGCUGUGCGCUGGUGACCAUGUACAGUGCUGUGGAAAAGUCAGAGGCCACGCUUCAGCUAUUAACUUCUAGUCAAAACAGCCAUUAAGUACAAGUUUAGUUCAGUCUUAGAAGUUGGUUGCACUUUCUGCUCCUCACAGGCCACAUUCAGCGAUGUUGAGGUCUGGACUCUGGGGUGAUCAGUCCAUUGUUCAGCUUCUUUGUUUGAGGUGUCCGUCUCCUUUUCUCAGUGAGGUUCCUAUUGACAGCUACACGUCCUUUCAGACCCAUAGCGCUGAGUGGUCUUCUCACAGUGGAAGGAUGGACAGAAACACCUGGGCAUGUUUUCAGAUCCGAAGCAUCUGCAGAUCUGAUUUUCUCCUGUCUCUCAAAGAUGAGAGCUUUAAGUGCUGUUAAUCUGAUGGGGGCAGUUUGAGUGUCUACCAGGUGUUCCGGGUGGUUGUUAGGAGUCCCAUUCUCCAGUUUUGGGAAUUUUGAGUGGACAUUACAUGAAGAAAAUAGAGGUGGUCUGACUUUUGCACAGGACAGAGUGUACAGUAAUUUCGAACACUCCUUUACAUUGAACACUAGGAACUAGCCAAGAACCUGACAUAGUGUUCAGCUGUAAAAACGCCUGUGUCAUUUCACAUGAGUAUAUAUUAUAUUCUAUGUUAUAUAUUUUAUUUUCUUAUUGCUUCUAAUACCAUUUAUGUGAGCUAAUUGCUUACACAUUGUCCAAAAAUGACCCUAUAUUUGCUUUUUUUUUUACAAUAAACUAUUUUAUUCUGCUUGAAUGCCUCCAUAUUGUCCAGCCAAUGUGGUUUGCUAUGCUUAAAGC